AUGGAGCUGGCCGAAGUCAAGGAAGAAGCCAAGCGUGCCGCCUUUGCAGUGGCGCGCGGCGUGCGCGACCUCGGGCGCGCCUUCGACGCCGACACCGCUGCCACCACCAUCAACAGCGAAGUGGUGGCCGAAGCGGUAAAGGCCGCGCGCGAGGGGGUGCAGGGCCUGGUCCGCACCACGAUCGCCGUGCGCAACCAUCACAACGCCAUCACGGCCACCACCACCCAACUGCAGCCCGACCGGGAGCGACGGGUCAAGGAAGCCGAGGAGCAGGCCCAGAAGGUGGCGGGCGCGGCCCUGCGGCUGGCGACGGCUGCCCCGCGCGUAGCGGCCCUGGCCUCACUCGAUGCGCGACGAGAGGCGGCGGCGGCUGUGGAUCGUGUGCGCACGCAGCUCUUCGAGGACGUCAAGGCGCUACUCGGGCUCCUGCUCGCGCUCCUGCCACAACAGCAGAGCGAAGAGGGGGGCGGCGAUGUAGCGGGUGCGCUAGCAUCUUCAUCCAUCAUGUCCUCUUCAUCUUCUGCCACACCUACACGACAACUUCAACUCCAAGAGGAGGAGGAGGAGGGGCAGAGGAAGAAGAAGCUCAAGGAAAAAGAGGAGAAGGAGAAAGAAGAGGAAGUAGAGAGAAGGAGGAAGAAGGUGGAGGAGGCAGAGAGGGUGGACAGAGAGAUCAAAGAGAUGAAGCGGAUGAAGGAGAAGGAGGAAGAGGAGAAGAGAAAGAAGGAAACAGAGGCACAGAUGAAGGAGAAGGAGGAGAAGGAUAGGAAAGCCAAAGAAGCCAAGGAAGAGCAGGAGAAGCAAAAGGAAGAAGAUGCGAAGAGAAGACAACGACAACAAGAGCUCAAAGAGAAGGAGGAGCUCGAGAAGAAGAAGAAAGCCAUCGAAGAGCAGGAGAGGAAAGCCAAGGAAGACAUAGAAAGGGAGCAGCGGUUCAAGAGAGAGAAAGAAGAAGAAGAAGCGCGUGAACGAAAGGCCAACGAAGAAAAGGAGAAGAAGGAAAAGGAGGUGCGCGAGCGAAAGGCCAACGAGGAGAAGGAGCGACGGAGGCGCGAGCAGGACGAGCAAGAGCUGGAGUGCCAGGAGAGGCAGCGCGAGCAACAACAACAACAACAACUGGAGCUGGAGCAGCAGCAGAAGCUCAAGCAGCAGCAGCAGCAGCAGCAGCAACAGCAGCAACAGCAGCAACAGCCAAAGCCGCCGCAGGAGGAGAAGAAGGAGCCGACGAAGCCCAAGGCGGCGGCCGUGGUGUCAGGUCCCGAGAUCAAGGUGAUCGCCGUCGCCACCUUCCGUCCCGAGUUCGACGACGAGCUCGCCUUCGUGGAAGAUGACGUGUUUACGGUGUUUGCCGCCGUGGCCGAGGACGCGUCGAUCUGGUGGGGUCGGCAUCGGGGCAAAGAGGGAAUAUUCCCUAGCGAGUGUGUGGAUGUGCUCCAGGGCGAUCCCGACAAGCUGGCGCUCAAGAGCGUCGAGGAGGAGGACGCCGAAGCCGACGCCGACAACAGCGCCCACCAGCCAACCGACGCCGACAGCUUCGUUCCCCUCGCACUCUUGCUCCCGACGACGGAAGUGGGCGAGGGCGAGGUGCAGGUCAGGGCCGUGAGCGACUACAAGGGCGCCUCGGACGACGAGCUCAGCUUCGUGCGCGACGACGUGUUCCCCGUGACGGCCGUGCUGCGCGACGACGACCUCUACCUGUGGGGCAAGCUGCGCGGGCGGGUCGGGUACUUCCCGCGGCGCUGCGUGGUGGUGACGGCGGGCGACGUGGCGCUGCUGCCCGAGCGGGCCAUCGAAGAGGAGGAGCUGCGGCGGCAGCAGGAGAAGCUGCAGCGCAAGCUCGAGGCCAUGGAGAAGCAGCGACAGCGCCAGGAGGACGAACUCAAGAGCGCCAAGCGAGGCCCAGCUCGCGACGAAGACGACGACACCAAAAAAGUGACCGUGGACAGGGAGCAGCGGGUGGGGUGCAAGACGUGCGAGAGCGAGGUGGUGAUCAGGAAGGGCGUAAUGUUCGGGAUAUGCGAGGAAUGCGGGGCGCUGGUGCAGCGGGAGUGGCGUGAGGAGGACGCCGAGGCGCUCAAGCUGCAGGCGGCCCAGCGCGAGGCGGACGAGGCGGCCCACCGGGCGCGCGAGGAGGAGACCCGCAAGCUCAAGCGCGAAGAGUUCGAGAAGAAGAGAGAAGACGACGAAAAGAGAAAGCGAGAAGAGUGGGAUAGAAAGAAGCGCGAAGAAGAGGAAGAGCGAAAGCGACAGCUCGCCGCCACUCCCCCGCAGGCCACCACCGUCGCCGAUGACGUCAUCGUCACCUACGCCGACCAAGCUGACGCCGACAGCCAAGCACAACCGGAAGAAAAGACAAAGGCCAGGAAAUCGGCGCGUGAAAAGGAGGGCAGCUACAUCUUUGGCGGCCACCGGGUCGACGCCGCGCCGCCCAAGGUCAAGUUCGUGCAGGACAAGCAGCUCGUCACCAAGUCACCGCCGCCGUCGCCGUCGACAUCAUCAAUGACGACAGUCGUCGGCAGCCUCGCAUCGUCCGCUUCGACGCCGUCAGCGUCGUCGGCCCACGCGGCGCCGGCCAAGUGGGGCUCGACCAUCGUCCCGCCCACGACGUACGGGUCGGAGCCGACGAUGAAGAGCGCCAGCCCGCGCUCGCCGCGCGCGUCGGACUCGGCAUCGUCGUCAUCCUCGGGGUCGCCGGCCUCGUCGACGUCGUCAACGCCGCUGGCCUCACCGCGCGGCAAUGCGGCGGACGACCAGCCCAAGAAAGCGAAGACAAAGAAAGAAGCGAAGACAAAGAACGAAGCGAAAGCAAAGAAAGAGAAGAAGACGAAGAAGCAGCGCAGCGGCACCCUCAAGAGGCUCGGCAAGAAGGACAAAAAGAACGAAAGCGAAAAGGUUGCCGACAACAAGGAGGACAACAACAAAACGAAGACGGAGGCGACGAAGAAAAAGAAGACGAAAAAGACGAAGAAGACGAAGGAGCGCGAGCUGACCGAGCGGGAGGUCGAGAUGGCGCGCGAGCUGGCCGAGCUGAAGCAACAGCUGCUCGACGUGCAGACCCGGCUGGCCCAGAAGGAGGAAGAGGAGCGGCGCCGCCUCAACGAACGCCGCCAGUCCGUCGCCCUCACCACCGCCGCGACCGCCGCCUACGGCUCCUCCUCCUCCCUCCCGCAGGUGGUCGAUGUCGCCGCCGACCCGCGCAAGCUGCCCUCCACCUCCCAGCCGCCCAAACUCGGGCGGAGGGAGAGCCUGCUGCACCUCAAGCAGGUGCGGGAGAGCCAACAGCAACAACAGGAGGGGAGUGGCGUUGGGGCCGGGGCUGGCGGAGGCGGCGGGGCGUGGGGCAAGCACACGCUGCGGAAGAUCGACGGCCUGCAACGGACAGGAAGCGGGCGGUACAUCACCAGCGACGAAUAUGCCGACGAGGCCGCGCGGAAGCAGGAAGCCCUCCGCCGUGGCAUUGUACUCUAA
Molecule: messenger RNA, 3468 nt
Organism: Acanthamoeba castellanii str. Neff
Lineage: Eukaryota; Discosea; Longamoebia; Acanthamoebidae
Product: variant sh3 domain containing protein
Exons: 6
Coding region: 1-3468 (1155 amino acids)
Biological process (GO): positive regulation of gene expression
Molecular function (GO): protein binding
Source: RefSeq, a predicted model, not a curated record